AGUUCGAACCGGCGGUGGCCGAACCCAAAAAUUCUUUGACUCUUUCGCUUGACAGUUUGUUCAAGUAGAACGUUUUCAUUUCGGCACAACACGUUUCGUGUCUUUACGACUUAAAAAAUGCGUUACGUGGCCGCAUAUUUACUGGCUGUGCUGGGUGGGAAGGCUUCCCCAGGGGCUGCGGACGUCGAGAAGAUUCUCAGCUCCGUUGGUAUUGAAGCAGACUCUGAGAAACUUAAGAAGGUGAUAUCGGAGUUGGAUGGCAAGAGUGUUGAGGAGCUGAUCGCCUCGGGCCGAGAGAAGCUGUCGUCGAUGCCGGUGGGAGGCGCCGCUCCCGCCGCCGCCGCCGCCGCGCCUGCCGCCGCUGCUGCCGUCGAGAAGAAAGAAGAGAAGGAGACCAAGAAGGAAGAGUCCGAAUCAGAAGACGAGGACAUGGGCUUUGGUCUUUUUGACUAAAUACUUUUUUAUAUGCCAGCGGCGUAUGCGGCCGUUGUCCCAGUUAUGUUUUAAGCGUAACUUGACGGCAAUUAUGUUUCUAUGAAAUAUAUUUGCUGAAACUA
Molecule: messenger RNA, 557 nt
Organism: Amyelois transitella
Lineage: Eukaryota; Metazoa; Arthropoda; Insecta; Lepidoptera; Pyralidae
Gene: RpLP2
Product: large ribosomal subunit protein P2
Exons: 5
Coding region: 118-453 (111 amino acids)
Biological process (GO): translation; cytoplasmic translational elongation
Cellular component (GO): cytosolic large ribosomal subunit; ribosome
Molecular function (GO): structural constituent of ribosome
Source: RefSeq, a predicted model, not a curated record